AUGUCCAAGAAGUCCAAGAGGAGGAAAUCAAGGAGGCUGUCGUCAUCCUCCUCGUCAAGUGAGGAUGAAAAGACAUCAACCAACAAAACAGGAUCAACAAAGAGGAAACGUUGCUCGGCCGACGAGCUGAAGCAUGUCAAAGUGCAGAAAACCAAAGAUGACACCAGAUCCAGCAAAGAUGAGCGAAGAAAACGUGAAAUUAAAAAGCCUCAAUCCAGCAGCACGACUAUAUCCCCUUAUCAAAUUCUUCCAAACCUUGAUACCUGGACAUCUUCUGAGACUGCCCCUUCGUAUUCGUCAUAUGAUCAGAUGCAGGUGGUAGAGGAGCUGCAGCAGGCGCGCUCUGAAAGGCUGCUACAAGUGGACGUGAUGCAGACCUGUGGGGAACUCACCAGUAUGGAGAUCGACCCGCCGGACUGUAGAGCCACUGAUACUGAAUGUAAAGGACCAUCUCAGCAAGACGUCAUCAUAGUUCUGGACACAAACAUCCUCCUCAGUCACUUAACUUAUGUGAAAGACAUCGUGACUUGUGGUCUAAAAGGUGGAGGUCUUCCAGUCGUGCUCAUCCCCUGGGUGGUGCUUCAGGAGCUGGACUGCCUGAAGAAGAAGCAGGCUCUGGCACAACAGGCUGUAAAGGCCAUCUCCUACAUCAACACCUCCCUGAGAAACAGAGAGAGGCGUGUGUGGGGCCAGUCUAUUCAGCAGGCAACGGAGAGCAGCUUGUCCUCCAAAACCGAGAACAAUGACGACCGCGUUCUCCGGUGCUGUCUGCAGUACCAGCGCCUGCACCAAGGGGUCGCUGUGGUCCUUUGCACGAACGAUAAGAACUUGUGCAGCAAAGCUCUGUUGAGUGGAGUGAAGGCCUUCAGCAAAGAGGACCUAGAGAAUGAGCUGACCAGCUCCAGCCCGUGCUCUUCUCCCCCACAGAACCCUCAGACCUCUACCUCAACAGCCAAAGCCUACCACAGUCAAGAAGUAACAAGCCACUCACUGGAGAAAGAAAGGGACAGGCAAAACAAAAACCUUGAGACUCAGAGGCACCUGAGCGGCCUGGUGCAUGAUCUGAAGAGCUGCCUGCAGAUGGCGUUGUCUGAUGUGUUGGAAGCAGAGAUGAAGGCUGCCUUCAGUGACAUGUGGUUGGAGAUUGUCUACAGAAAGCCUCCGUGGUCUCUGGAUGAUGUGCUGCUCUGUAUGAAAAAGCACUGGAUUGCUGUCUUUGGACAUGUGAUAACUCGGAACAAGCAGCAGAACGUGCUGAACCUCAUUGAAUUCUUCUCCUCAGGUAAAUCUGUGACAAAAAUCUCCAUGUUGGCCGCACUGCAUGAAUCUCAAGACCUCUUAAAUGAAUUUGCAACAAAAUCAAGCCAUGUUGCUGGUGCAAUUUGUGUCGUGAAGAACAUUCUGAACAGCCUUCAAACUCAGGAAGAGAGUUCAGCAGAUGAUAUCGUUAUGAAAGAAGCAGAGGAGGACAAACAAGUUGCACCCUCUCCAUGUAAAGUGUGGACUCACUUUGCCAAUAUUUGGGAUCAUGUCUAUAAAUCAAGUCUGAGAGUGUUUGAAGCUCUGAGCUUUGACCCUUUGGCCUCUGUAAGUGUUCCCCUGGGUAGGCCUCCUCCACCACAGGACGUCUUGCUCUGCCUGGACCACCUCAGGAGCACCGUCACCCAGAUGCUGCAGGCAUUUAGCAGCUUCAUGACCUCCCCUGAUUUAGUAGAAGCCCAGUCUCUCCUCAGUCUUCUCCAAUCCACUCCGGCCGUCAAAGCAGACAAUCUAACAGCCGCUGAUAUUCUUGAUUGCUUCUCACAACAGGAGUACAGGGAGCGUCUGGGAAUGGGAGGAAACCAGUUGAUGGAGAUGAAGUGUGCUCUGGAGCGCUGCCUGGAGCUCAACAGGCCACAGGCGCAGCUAUGA
Knipowitschia caucasica is the source of this 1911-nucleotide messenger RNA. Lineage: Eukaryota; Metazoa; Chordata; Actinopteri; Gobiiformes; Gobiidae. The record is from the annotation of a GenBank genome assembly.